CGGGCGGCGAUGGCGGCGGCGCGGUCCCGCGCAGAUUGCAGUUCCAGAAGAUAGACACCCAGGAGAUUCUACCUUCUGCCAUGGCUCAGUUUGGAGGACAGAAAAAUCCCCCUUGGGCUACUCAGUUUACAGCCACUGCGGUGUCUCAGCCAGCUGCCCUGGGCGUGCAGCAGCCCUCGCUGCUGGGAGCCUCCCCGACCAUCUACACGCAGCAGACGGCGCUGGCAGCCGCGGGGCUGACCACACAGACCCCCACCAACUACCAGCUGACGCAGACCGCCGCGCUCCAGCAGCAGGCGGCAGCCGCGGCCGCGGCCCUGCAGCAGCAAUAUUCACAACCUCAGCAGACUCUCUAUAGUGUACAGCAACAGUUGCAGCAACCUCAGCAGACCCUUUUAACUCAGCCAGCAGUCGCUCUCCCGACCAGCCUCAGCCUGUCCACGCCCCAGCCGGCAGCUCAGAUCACGGUCUCCUACCCGGCUCCCCGCUCCAGCCAGCAGCAAACACAGCCACAAAAGCAGCGUGUCUUCACUGGGGUGGUGACUAAGCUACAUGAUACAUUUGGUUUUGUGGAUGAAGAUGUCUUUUUUCAGCUUAGUGCUGUUAAAGGAAAGACACCUCAGGUGGGUGACAGAGUUUUGGUAGAAGCUACUUACAAUCCUAACAUGCCAUUCAAAUGGAAUGCCCAAAGGAUCCAGACCCUCCCAAACCAGAACCAGAGCCAGGCGCAGCCGCUGCUGAAGACGCCGCCGGCCGUCCUGCAGCCCAUCGCCCAGCAGACCUUCGGGGUCCAGGCACAGCCACAACCACAGUCCCUGCUGCAGGCACAGAUCUCUGCAGCUUCCAUCACACCUCUGCUCCAGACACAGCCUCAGCCACUGCUGCAGCAGCCACAGCAGAAAGGUGGUUUGUUGCAGCCCCCAGUCCGUCUGGUUUCACAGCCACAGCCAGCUCGCAGACUAGACCCACCGUCCAGAUUUUCUGGGAGGAAUGACCGAGGUGGAGACCCCAUGCCAAACCGAAAAGAUGACAGGAGUCGUGAAAGAGAGCGGGAGAGACGUAGGUCCCGGGAAAGAUCCCCCCAGAGGAAACGCUCCCGAGAGAGAUCGCCCAGACGGGAGAGGGAGAGGUCACCACGGAGACCCCGGCGUGUCGUUCCUCGCUACACCGUUCAGUUUUCCAAGUUUUCAUUGGACUGCCGUAGCUGUGAUAUGAUGGAGCUGAGGAGGCGUUACCAGAACUUGUAUAUCCCGAGCGAUUUCUUUGAUGCUCAGUUUACAUGGGUGGAUGCUUUUCCUAUGUCUAGACCAUUUCAGCUGGGAAACUACUGUAAUUUCUAUGUAAUGCAUAGAGAAGUAGAUCCUAUAGAUAAGAACGCUGCUGUCCUUGAUCCACCUGAUGCUGAUCAUCUCUACAGUGCUAAGGUGAUGUUGAUGGCUAGUCCUAGCAUGGAAGAUCUCUACCACAAGUCAUGUGCUCUGGCUGAGGACCCCCAAGAACUUCGUGAUGGAUUUCAGCAUCCUGCUAGACUUGUAAAGUUUUUAGUGGGUAUGAAAGGCAAAGAUGAAGCUAUGGCUAUUGGAGGACACUGGUCCCCAUCACUGGAUGGACCUGAUCCAGAAAAGGACCCUUCGGUGCUGAUAAAGACGGCAAUUCGUUGUUGCAAGGCUCUUACAGGGAUUGACUUAAGUGUAUGCACUCAAUGGUACCGUUUUGCAGAGAUUCGCUACCAUCGCCCUGAGGAGACCCACAAGGGGCGUACAGUUCCAGCUCAUGUGGAGACAGUGGUUUUAUUUUUCCCGGAUGUUUGGCAUUGCCUUCCCACCCGCUCAGAGUGGGAAACCCUCUCCCGAGGAUACAAGCAGCAGCUGGUCGAGAAGCUUCAGGGUGAACGCAAGGAGGCUGAUGGAGAACAGGAUGAAGAGGAGAAGGAUGAUGGGGAAGCUAAAGAGAUCUCUACGCCUACACACUGGUCUAAACUGGAUCCAAAAACAAUGAAGGUAAAUGACCUUCGCAAAGAAUUAGAAAGUCGAACCCUUAGCUCUAAGGGACUGAAAUCUCAGCUGAUAGCUCGACUCACAAAGCAGCUGAAAGUAGAGGAGCAAAAAGAAGAGCAAAAGGAGCUGGAGAAGUCUGAAAAAGAAGAGGAGGAGGAGGAGGAUAGGAAAUCCGAAGAUGAUAAAGAGGAAGAGGAAAGAAAACGCCAAGAGGAGCUGGAACGUCAGCGGCGGGAGCGACGCUACAUCCUGCCGGAUGAGCCGGCCAUCAUCGUGCACCCAAACUGGGCAGCAAAGAGCGGCAAGUUUGACUGCAGCAUUAUGUCUCUGAGUGUUCUUCUGGACUACAGAUUAGAAGAUAAUAAAGAACAUUCCUUUGAGGUAUCAUUGUUUGCAGAACUCUUCAAUGAAAUGCUUCAAAGAGAUUUUGGUGUCAGAAUUUACAAAGCACUGAUUUCUCUCCCAGAGAGAGAGGACAAAAAGGACAAAAAAAGCAAAAAAGAUGAGAGAAAAGAAAAAAAAGAAGAAAAAGAUGAUGAAACAGAUGAUCCAAAACCUAAGAGAAGAAAAUCUGGAGAUGAUAAAGAUAAAAAAGAAGAGAGAGAUGAAAAGAAGAGGGAAGAUAAAAGGAAAGAUGAUUCUAAAGAUGAAGAAGAAACGGAAGAUGACAAUAAUCAAGAGGAGUAUGAUCCAAUGGAGGCAGAAGAUGCUGAGGACGAAGAUGAAGAAUGCAGACCACUCGCAACUCCCAUUGAAGUCAGUAGGAGAUACCGGGAUGAAGAAGAAAUGAACAAACGGGAGGACAGAAGAGAGGGAAAUAAGCAUUGUAAAGAGAGGGCGUCUAAAGAUAAAGAGAAAGACAAGACCCAGAUGGUGACUGUUAACAGGGAUCUCCUGAUGGCUUUUGUUUAUUUUGAUCAAAGUCAUUGUGGAUACCUUCUGGAGAAGGACAUGGAGGAGAUCCUGUACACUCUUGGACUUCACCUGUCACGUGCUCAGGUCAAGAAGCUGCUUAAUAAAGUAGUGCUUCGAGAAUCUUGCUUUUACAGAAGACUAACAGAUACUUCUAAAGAUGAAGAAAAUCAAGAAGAGUCUGACGAGCUACAGGAAGAUAUGUUAGGGAACCGCCUGCUGCUGCCGUCGCCCGCUGUGAAGCAGGAGAGCAAAGCCGUGGAGGAGAACGUCGGGCUCAUUGUCUACAACGGAGCCAUGGUGGACGUGGGCAGCCUUCUGCAGAAGCUGGAGAAGAGUGAAAGGGUGCGGGCAGAGAUAGAGCAAAAGCUGCAGCUGCUGGAAGAAAAAACAGAUGAGGAUGAAAAAACUAUACUGCAACUGGAGAAUUCUAACAAAACGCUAUCUGCGGAGCUAAAAGAAGUAAAAAAGGACCUUGGCCAACUGCAAGAAAAUUUGAAGACCUCAGAUGAUAAAAAAUUGCAAUUUGAGGGUCAGCUGAAUAAGACAAUCAAAAAUUUAGCUACUGUUAUGGAUGAAAUACAGAGUGUUCUCAAACAGGACAUCGUGAAGAACGAAGAUAAAGAUCAGAAAUCCAAAGAAAACGGAGCAAACGUAUGAUAAACUGCUGCUGUUUAGAAGAAUGGUGUUACAUAAUGUAAUAUAAAUCAUGAUACCAGAAUGUAUGGGAAGUGAUGCAUGUUCGAUUUUAGUAGUAUAAAUAUCUUAGGUUCCAAAAGAUGUAUAAAGUUUUAUGAAUGUGAGUGUCUGCUCCAGAAGAUUGCUUGUAAUUCUUAGCAUUCAAUUUGAGACACUCCUCAAGUGAAAAUAAUUUUGCAUUGCGAAAAGUUUUAGGAUGAACUUUGUUAUAGUUUUAACCCUAAUAAAGUUCAUCAACGUAAUGAACAGUAGCAAGUAUUUAAUUACCAAAUGUUUUUCAUUGAAGUCUAGUGAAAUCAAAAUUUUCAUUAUUUAUAGACUUGCCAUUUUUAGGUUUUUGUCUUUAUUUCGGUCUAAUUAGUCUUUUUAAAUUCAAAUAUAAAUCACAAAAUAGCAUGCUGCUUAAUUUUACAAGUAAAGAUUUUUUUUAAAAAAAAGCUUCUUGGAUUUUUUUUGUUUUGGUUUGGUUUUUGUUUUCACUUGUCACAAUUUUUUUUCCCUUCCAUAUAUAACUUUCUUCCCCAAAGCUGCUUGUAUUAAAGCCUUGUAAUAUACAGUAGUUUGGAUGAGUUAAGAAAGCAAUAGAAACCUACCAAAAUACUGGUAGGGUUGUGAGAUUUAUAUGAAAAUACAUGGGCCUGUUUUAAAUGUGUCAUUUGUAUUCAUUAAAUUGUUCUUAUCUUUGGAUUAAUAUAUAUAUACACUCCUUUUUAAUAACAAAUGCAGUAUAUUAAGAGGUACAGUUGGAUACUGGGCCAGUAGAUGUCAGAAUAAUGCCUUACAUGGAGAAAAAGCUGCCCGUGUGAACUGCCUUGGGUUAAAUUUGGACCGACAAAGUGUGUCAUAACUGCUAAGCCUUUAGUCCAACAAAAGAAGUGGCUCCAAACAAAAGAAGUAUCUAUACUGCAUACUGUAAUUACAAAGGAGAGGGACAGUUUGUUGAGAAUGGGUCAGACAGCCUUUCUUUGUGUUCACAAAUCACUAGAGAUCAAAACUCAUGAGUUAAUGUGACUUCCUUGUCAAAGGCAACUUACUCAAAGAAUGUGAAAUAUCAACAGUUGUGUUUUGGUGCAACUUUCAGGAAAAUUAAGGGGUUUGAAAAUUGGGACAACAGUGUUCUCUUAGAGAAAUGGUUAAUUUUAGCAGAUGUUUUCUUUUUUAGCCUAGAUGUCCUAGGUAACUAAAUACCUGUUAGGAAAGUCCAAGUGCCAUAAUAUGUAUGAAUAACCUACAUGGAAACUCAUGUAGCUUUAAUGAGAUACACAUUAAAAUGCCUGAAUUUAUGUUCAAAA
Molecule: messenger RNA, 4900 nt
Organism: Pseudopodoces humilis (Tibetan ground-tit)
Lineage: Eukaryota; Metazoa; Chordata; Aves; Passeriformes; Paridae
Source: RefSeq, a predicted model, not a curated record